GGAUUCCAAAGAUUGAGUUAGGCGAAAAGAAAAAUCGGAAAAUAGGCGCAUUUCGCAAAAAAAAGAAAAAAAUGGCACAAUUUGACCUCCAAACCGGUACCUUAUAGCGGUCGACCCGGCGGGUGCGUGCGGCCCGUUUUUCUCACCGGGUCAGGGUCAAAGCGGGUCGACCCGCUGGUUGACAACCUUGAUGGUUAAUAUGUAAUUUGCUUGAAUUUCUAGAAUGAUGUUUUAUAUAUGGGUAAUUUGUAUUGAGAGAUUGAUAUUUGACUUUUAUUUUCAUAGGAACUUGUAAUUGUAAAUUUUUUACGACAAAAACCCAUGGGUACCCAUGAACCCGCGAAUACCUAGCGGGUUGGGCUGGGUUUGAGUUUUCCAAAUCCACUGGGUUUUAUCCCGGGUUUUUUAUGGAUAAACCCAUGGGUUUGAGUUUAGCAAAACCCGACCCGACCCAUUCCAUCCCUAAUUGCAGUCUUGGGCUACUACUAUCCGGGGGGAGAGAGGGAGCGGUUCGUGUCUUACGAUUUGGUUCUCACCUGUUUGUCUUCCAAUUUCUGUCUGCUACUACUAGUAAAUGGUUGUUCAACUCUGGACCCUGGCAUUUCCAAUGGAGUCAGCUGUACCUCGAGAAGUGGACUCCAAGUAUCUAGUCGGUAGUUCUCAGGUAGAAUCUCUUCUGAUUUGGGUCAAUAUCGGGGGUAUCUCGCUGGAAUACCGCUCACUAGAUGGCCUAGAAUGGGUGUCAAGCACGAUUGGUCCUCCUUUAUGGAUCGAUAAGACUACUAGGGUGGGUGGCCAGCUGGGUUUUGAUAAGAUCUAUAUUGACCUCACAACUGAGUCAGAGUGUGGGUUCCCAUCAAAGGUUGGACUCUAUCCUGAUGAUGAUUCGUGCUUUGAUGUUGAGGUCGAGUAUCUAAAUCUGCCUAGGGUUUGUCUUGAAUGUUCUGUCUAUGGGCAUGAAUGCACUUACUUAGCUAAAGCUAACAAGAAAUGGAUUGUAAAGGAGGUUACGGCUAGCAACUCCGUUACAGGUAUCACUGAUCAGGCUGUGGUAGAAGAAGUGGACGCUAGCACUGUCCCAAUUAAUCAGGUUGUGAGCUUUGGUCUUAGGACUAUUCUUUAGGUUAAGGAUAAGCAAAUGAUUUCCAUGACUGUUGGGAAAAUAAAAUAUAUAAAUGAUGCUUAGGUUGCAAGCUCUUUGGUACAUCAGCAGAUCCUGCUCUAGUGCAAACUCUUACUCCUCACCCAAAUGUGAGUGCAACUGUUAGUUUUGCGAAUGUCGUGCAGAGAUCAUCAUAUCAGACUAGUAGUCCUAGCUCGCCUCCUCAAAUGUCUGUUGAUGGGGGAUCACCAGGCAAUGGGAGGCCUUCAUCUUAGACAACUCCAGUAGUUAAAGAGUCAAUCAAUCAUUGGAUUACAUUUGGGGCUCCAAGAAGAACCCCAACACUCCUCCUGUGGCUCAGCUUCCCCCUUGUAAAAGGAGGGAGAGGUGGUCGUAGAAAAUGAAGAUCCUUACUUGGA
Messenger RNA from Linum trigynum, 1521 nucleotides. NCBI's taxonomy places the organism in Eukaryota, Viridiplantae, Streptophyta, Magnoliopsida, Malpighiales, Linaceae. The record is from the annotation of a GenBank genome assembly.